CAAAAAUGAGCUGGAAUCAGAUGUCCUACAACAGAUUACACAGUAAACACGCGUGGAUAUGCAGAGUGCGAACUUUAAUUAGGUAGCCUAUUUGCACAAAAUAUAAACCUUUGGAUUAUGCGAUAAAAUAUCCCGCAGAGAACAAUUAUCUAUCACCCGAUUGAAUGCCUGAGCGAAUUCAGAGUGGGACCAGAGAAAGAGGGGAGUUUCUCAUACACUUUUAGCCGGAGGACUGCGGCUGGAAAGAGUCUCUCUGUUCUAUAGAAUGCUGGAGAGAUUCUGUGUAGCGCCCCCUUGUGUGGAGGAGGAAUGACGACGCCCCUUCGAUGAGAGCCAUGGAGCUGAAAGUGUGGGUGGAUGGAGUGCAGCGGAUCGUAUGUGGCGUCACAGAGCUCACCACAUGCCAGGAGGUGGUCAUCGCCCUGGCCCAGGCCAUUGGGCGUACUGGCAGGUACACGUUGAUCGAGAGAUGGCGGGAGACGGAACGUCACUUGGCCCCGCAUGAAAACCCUGUGGUGUCCCUCAACAUGUGGGGCCAGUAUGCCAGCGACGUGCAGCUGGUUCUCCAGCGCACCGGCCCCUCCCUCAGCGAAUGUCCCAACUCCGACGGUGCAUCCCGUGUGCCCGAGCGUGGCCUGUACCGCCAGAGCCUGCCGCCUCUGGCCAAGCUGCGCCCAUCGGCCAAUGACCGCUCGCUCAAGCGUCGGGAGCCCAAGCGUAAGUCCCUCACCUUCACGGCCAAGGGCUUGAGGGAUAUUUUUGGGAAGGGCAGAGAUGCCGAGGCCAAGCAGCAGCAGAGAGCACUGAACCAGGGCAGGGGGGUGGUGUCUGUGCCCCUCAGUCCAGCCCGGGAGCUGGUGCGCCUGGUCCAGCUGCAGAAGGACAAGCUCCAGCUACUGGAGAGCCGGCUGCAGGGCUCCGAGGCAGAGCUACACCGCUGUGAGAGCGGUGAUGUUGGCAUGUGCAUCGAGGGUCAGGAGGGCAUUGGCGUGCUGGAGGAGGAGCUGGUGCGCCUGGAGCAGCAGCUGCGGAGGAAUGAGGUGGAGAUGUCCGAGGAGGAGUUCUGGCAGAACGAGCUGCAGAUCGAGCAGGAGAGCGAGCGGCAGCUGAGGGAGCAGCUCCAGGAGCUGAUUGGACGGGUGCGGGAGUGUGAAGCCCGGCUGGGAGAGUACCUGACCCGUAUCCAGGGCAUGGAGGCUGGCCUGGAGCAGGAGACUGAGCAGAGCAGGCAGGUGGACGAGGAGGAGGCCUGGGCCCAGCUGGGGAAGGUCAGGGCGGAGCUGGAGCAGCAGGUCCAACACAGAGUGCAGCUGGAGAGCAGCUGCAGGGCUGUGGACCGCUCACUGGGACAGUCCAGCAAGAAACUACAGGAGAAGGAGCAGGAGUUGGAGCAGUUGACCAGGGAGCUGAGACAGGUGAACCUUCAGCAGUUCAUCCAUCAGACUGGCACCAAGGUCAGCGUUCUACCAGCCCAGCCCAAUGACCAGGAGAAUAACACAGACCUCCAAUCAGGCUUGCUGAAACGUCUGGGCUCCUCCCGCCUCCUCCCCGGCAACCUCCGAGCUCUGCAGAGUCCAGUGUCUUCAGGCUUCAACCCUGAGGGCAUCUACGUCUGACCCCUGACCUUUACCUUCUGCUGCCUACCAUCAGUGACCCUCUGCUGGAGUUGAGUCGGCUUCUCCCCUGGAGGAGCCAUCUCUCAUCUCCAUUGGAGCUCCACCAGAGGAGGCUGGUGGGAGGAGCUAUAGGAGGAAGGGCUCAAUGUAAUGGCUGGAAUGCAAUAAAUGUAAUGGUACCAAACACAUGGAAACAACCAUUACAAUGAGCACUUGCGCUGGCAGCUCAUCCCCUAGCCUCCUCUGAUCUCCACCCUGUCCUCCCACAAUGCCAUCCUUCCCCUUCUCUCUGCUGCGUUUCCUCCAUCUUCCAUAAGAACACACAGAGACCCCCAACAGUUUUGUCAAGACUAUAGGAUUUAGAAUGUUUGCCUCGUUUUGGCUGUUCUGCCACUGGUAGAUAGCUGGAGAGCUCGACCAUGUUCUUGCUAUGCUUUUGAAACAGUCUUGCAUCUUUUGAGGUACAGAAGGCCCAAUUUCAAACAGAACGUUUUAGCCUCACCUCUGUGCACUUCUCUAUUUCCUCUCAAAGACCUACAAGGACUGAGUAGAUGCGAGAAAUAUGGUAUUAACACCACCUAGCACUCUGUUACCUUCAUAUAGCAAGCUAAUGGACUAGUAAAGUGCACAAUCACAGCCAUGUGAUGACUUAACUAAAGAGUCCACUGCUGCCCCUGGCCAACCAUGAGGAAAUCCAGCUGUUUGUAGGGGUUGAGACUAAAGAAAGUCCCUUGGAGAUCAUGCGAUAUAGAGGAAAUUAAAAUAUCUUCAGACAACCAUGAUUUACAAAGACAGAGGUCUCAAAAGUCUAAUGGCCAUUUGUUAACGAAACAGAAUGGGUCAGAAAACCAUAUUUUACACAGGUAGGCCACCUUGUCUGAGACCUGUGGUGUGUAGCAGAGCCAUAUCUGACUGCCUUAAAGACUUUAAGAACAGUAAAGGCUGUUAUAACAGAUACUUAUAGUCAUGGCAGCUAUGCUCCAGAGAUCUGAUGCACCAUUUAUGGUCAACACAGCAGUCUAGUGACUCAUUGUUGAUCAGUUGUGUGAUUUUUAUUUUAUUUUUUUUUGUGACUGAUGUCAAUUGCUGUAUAAUCUGGUCUGCCACUGGGUGGCAGAAUACAUCUCAUAAAAUAUUUCGCUAGGAUCUUAAUAUUGGUCAUUUCAUAUUGAUUAUACUUGCAAAAAUAUUACAUUAUGCAAUUUAUGUGGUUAUUCACUUUCAUCAUUGGUAUCUUUUAGUAUGCUGUAAGUUUACCGUUGCACUUUUACUUUGGAAGGGCCUGUAGAAUUUGUACUUACCACUUAGUUUUUAGAGAUAAUGUCUUGUUUGUGUUGUGGUUUUCUUUUAUCAUUUGUAACCUUUUGAAUAAUUGUUGGUUUGUCUAGUCUUACAUGGCUAAUAAUUUUUCUGAAGUUAAAAAGAUGUCUCACAUGAACCAAAGCAAGUUAGACAAUGUGAUUGGUAGCGGUCAACCUGAAUGUACUUAAUUUGUUAAAACAGAACAUGCUCUGUAAAUGCCUUUACAGGGGCCACUGUAUCUGCCUCCACUUUAAAAGUGAUGCAUUUGUAAUGGAGAGAGUUAUUGGACUGUGAAUGUAUCUGUCAAUAGAUCGAACUCCACUCUGUGGUUCUUCAGCCUCGUAGAGAGAGGACUGUGUGAGAUAAAAGGUUGUUAUUUGGUUGUGGACUAGUUGGUGGGUUCCCUGGUAUCAACAGCAAAGCCGGUGGAGAGGACUGUGUGAGAUAAAAGGUUGUUAUUUGGUUGUGGACUAGUUGAUACCAGGGAAACCCACCAACAGCAAAGCCGGUGGACGCACGUCAAGGUCAUUAGACGGACCUAAAGCUCCUUCCAUUCAGUAUUAUUGAUGUCCUAGUUUGGAUCAUGAAGGGUUGAGCUGUGUCGCCAAAAUGUAACCCACUAACACAAGAACAAUGGCGCUUAACAACGUACACAGCAUAGACUAUUAGCAUGCCUUACUGAAUUGUAAAUAAUCACUACAUAGUAUUGGAAUAUUUUUACAAUAUUUAAAAGAAUGCAUAAUGCUGACAAAGACAAUAGUUGUACGUAAUAUGAAUUAACUUUGGUUUUAUCCUGCUACUCUGUGGACAGCUUGGUGCAUGCACUGAUGGCUUGGUUUCAGUGAUGUUUUUGUAUUGUUGAAAUGACCAGAGGCUUACGAUGAUAGUGGAGUUAUAAGUAUGGAAGUAUAAUAUUUAUCACAGUGUAUGUUACGGACUGCAUGGCUCUGUCUUCUACAGUGGCAUGUCUUGGUCCCAGAUCAGUGCAUUCACUCGAAUAUGUCAGAGGACACCGAAAUGCAAACUGUAAACAAAUAGGGUUUUUAAACCCUAAAAAGUGCCCCAUAUUUUGGUGGUUAUUAGACACAGCCUACAAAUAAAGGCCCAAAGUUGCAGGGUCGUUUCACAUCAAAAAACACAUGAGGAUUUCGACACCCACUAUCUCAGGUUUUUCUGAAAUUGUUUCUGUAGUGAGUAACAGAUACGAUUACCAUUCCUGAAACAUUAUUUUGAUUAAAUUAUAUUUCAAUAAAAUAAUGUUUUAGGAAUGCCAAUUUUACCUUGUUUCUAACAAACUAUUUCUGAACAAUCUGAGAUGGUGGGUGUCAUUGCUCGCUGAAAUGACAUGGAAUGACUGGACUGAAAUCUUUUAGGACUGUUUUUAAAUGUUGCACCAACUGAGUAUGGUGUUCUCAGAAGUCUUUUGGGCCUGUCUUCGUAAACAUGUCUAUAAUCAACGGUUUUCUAGACACAGAUUAAGGGCUGGAUUCAAUCUGUAGCGCUCUAGCGCAAUUGAAAUGUUUAUAUAAUUUUUGAUUGAGCCAACAUAUGCAGCGUUUACCAUGAAUGCUGUCUCCACGAACGCGGGAACAUUGCCUUUACAUUUCUAUUGUGCAGCAAAAGACAGUAACGAAGGCAUAAACUGCUUAUCCAAAAUAAAUACCUGCCCAGACUUGUAGGCGAUGUCACGGCAACGUUGGAAACACGUCAUCGGGUCUAACGGUCAUCUCGCACCGUACUGCACAUGCACAGGUCUCCAAAGGUCAAAAGGUAAUAACAUGUUCAAUUUCUUAAAAUAUUGUCUCGAAGCUAGGUUGUGGCUUUAAAUUGAGAACUAAUUCAUAAUUUUUCACUUCUCUCAUUGACUUCUCAAACCCCAGCCUGGUUUGCUUGGUCUGUUUCGCAAGCUUUCCCGAAAGUCUCUGGGUUUAGAAACUCUGUGUCGCAGCUCUUCAGCGAUACGGAUUAAAUCCGGCUUUAAACCUAGUUUUGGAUUGAGAAGGACGUUCAAUAGAGAAUCUCCCGUGAAUAAAGUUUAUAGUCUAGGACUAGGCUGACGAUAUGUCCGGGAAACCAGCCCAAAGAGUAAACGAUUGGAAGGAAGUUCUGCCAACAUUUCAGACGGAGCUGUCAAGUAUGAGAAUGACAUGUUCUACUUCUUUUUCCCCAUAAACAUCUGAGAGAAAUGACUUUGCCACAUCCAUGACAUCAUUGUAAUAAACUGAUAUUAUAUGAAAUGCUUAAUA
Molecule: messenger RNA, 5164 nt
Organism: Oncorhynchus gorbuscha (pink salmon)
Lineage: Eukaryota; Metazoa; Chordata; Actinopteri; Salmoniformes; Salmonidae
Product: ras association domain-containing protein 8-like
Exons: 5
Coding region: 327-1616 (429 amino acids)
Biological process (GO): signal transduction
Source: RefSeq, a predicted model, not a curated record